Molecule: messenger RNA, 1454 nt
Organism: Exophiala viscosa
Lineage: Eukaryota; Fungi; Ascomycota; Eurotiomycetes; Chaetothyriales; Herpotrichiellaceae
Product: CoA-transferase family III domain-containing protein
Exons: 6
Coding region: 117-1454 (445 amino acids)
Molecular function (GO): catalytic activity
Source: RefSeq, a predicted model, not a curated record
AGUCCUUUGGGUAUGGAAGGGACAUGCAUGCACUUUAUGUGGACUCGAGGUCUUGGUUAGACGAGUGAAUUCUGAACAGCUCGUCAGCGAGGUAUCUUUCUUCUCGUCCAGCAGCCAUGUCGAGAACAAUAUGGACUCAGCGCAUCAACACCCAGUUGCAACAUACAGUACCUGUUACCCAUACCCAUAUCAAGGCCAGGUCAAGACAUGACAAUGCGGUUCAGAACCAACGUGGCGGCAAUGGUCCUCUCAAAGGUGUCAAAAUCCUCGACUUGACCCGAGUACUGGCUGGACCCUUCUGUACUCAGAUACUGGCCGACUAUGGUGCCGAAGUCAUCAAGGUUGAGCACCCUACAGGUGGUGACGACACCAGAACCUGGCGUACACAGAAAGAGAACCGUUUGUGGAACGAGAAGGGCAAGUCGAUGUCCGCCUACUUCAGUACCAUAAACCGCAACAAGAAGUCUAUCUCACUCAACCUCAAACACGAAAAGGGACGCAAAAUCUUCUUCGAGCUAGCUGAAAAGGCCGAUGUUGUGGUUGACAACUUUAUCCCUGGGAAAAUGGACGAGCUCGGUAUCGGGUAUGAUGUUCUGCGGGCCAUCAACCCCUCCAUCAUCCACGCGAGCAUCUCAGGCUAUGGAACUUCAGGGCCAUAUGCUAAGCGUGCUGGAUACGAUGUCAUUGCUGCAGGAGAGGCCGGUCUUCUUCACGUCACAGGAGAACCGAAUGGACCUCCAACCAAGCCUGGUGUUGGCCUGACAGAUAUGUGCACAGGACUCUAUCUCCAUGGUGCAAUACUUGCAGCUCUUCACACGCGUCAGCAGACCGGCGUUGGACAGAAGGUGGACGCCUCUCUCUUCGAAACUCAGAUUUCUGUACUUGCCAACGUGGCGAUGACCUGGCUCAACACAGGUGAAGAGGCGAAGCGGUGGGGCACUUCCCACCCUAGUAUCGUCCCCUAUCAGGCGUUCAAGACGAAGGACUCCUAUCUCGUUCUUGGGGCAGUGAACAACAGGCAGUUCAAGAUACUGUCGGAGCGUCUGGGCUUGCCUGAACUUCCAGAAGAUGCACGAUUUGUGGACAAUGACACACGAGUACUCAACCGUGAGGCAUUGAAACCGAUCUUGGACGAGGCCUUUGCUGCGAGAAGCACUGGCGAGUGGCUGGCUAUCUUUGAGGACAGCGGCAUGCCGUACGGCCCUAUUAACACUCUACAAAAGGCCUUCGCGCACCCACAGAUCGAGGCCCGGCAAAUGGUCGAGAUUGUCCCACAUGAGGCUGCGGCAUCUGGAAGCAUCAAGAUUCUUGGCAUUCCUGUAAAGUACAGCAAGACCAAACCCUCUAUUCACAGUCCACCGCCGCUACUUGGUGAGCACACCGAUGCUGUGUUGCAAGAACUUGGCUACUCGGGACAAGCAAUAUCAGAAUUGCGGACGGAAAAGGCAGUGUGA